Molecule: messenger RNA, 1689 nt
Organism: Arabis nemorensis
Lineage: Eukaryota; Viridiplantae; Streptophyta; Magnoliopsida; Brassicales; Brassicaceae
Source: the annotation of a GenBank genome assembly
AUGGCUUCUGAUUCUCAGACCGUAACUGCAACUACAACUGAAAAGCCACUGGAGAACAAGGUGAACGAGGAACUUAAGUUGAUGGAGAAAGAGAUUGUUUUGCCGGAAACUGCGGAUGAGGUGAAGGAUAAACCGGUUUCAGAUUCAAACCUGACGGUUACAAAGGAAGAGGAGAUUGAUCAGAUUCCUGCUAGUGAACCGGAGAAAGAAUCACCGGCAGUUGUGAAAGCAGAGGAAUCUACAGAGAAAGGGAAAGAUGAAAAUGGUGAGAAGGUAGCUGAACAAGUGGAAAUUCAAGAACCAAACCUUGUGAAAGAUGUUAAAGUUGAAGCGGUUGAUGAGGAGAAAGCAGAAGAGAAAGUGAAAGAUGAAAUUGGUGGUGAGAAGAAGGUAGAUGAACAAGUGGAAAUUCAAGAACCAAACCUUGUCAAAGAUGUUAAAGUUGAAGCUGUUGCUGAGGAGAAAGCAGAAGCGAAAGAGAAAGAUGAAAAUGGUGAGAAGAAAGGAGAUGAGAAAGUGGAGCUUAAAGAACCAAUCCUUGUGAAAGAGAGUGUUGAAGAGGCUAAUGUUGAACCCGUUGAUGCGGAGAAAGCAGAAGCGAAGCAAACCGUGGAGGGUGUUGUUGAAAAAGACAAUAAAGAUAAGGAGGAGACGAAGGUAGUUGAUACAGAUGAAGCCGUAGGGAAACAUGUGGAGCCAGUUGAUGUUCAAUCUGUUAGAGAUGUAUCUGCAGAGACUGUAGAAGAUAAAAUCAAAGAUGUUGAGGUUCUUGAAGCCGAGCCAAAGCCGGAGGCUUCUGAAAAAGUUGAGACUCAGCCUGAGGAAGCAAAGGAAUUGGCACCAGAAGUUGAAGUAGUUAAGGCAGAGGAAACACCUGAAACAACCGAACAUGUUAAAGUUGAGCUAGAGGAAACAAUUGUUGAGACCAAAGACUCUGGUAUCAACUCCAAGGAUGAAAAGACUUCUGAAUCUGCUUCUGCUUUGUCCCCUGAGGAAACUGUACCGACAACAAUCCAAGAUUCAGACACUUCUUCUCCUCCUGCUGAUGUCAUUGAGAAGGCCAUAACUGAAGAGAAGCAUGUAGUGGAAGAACCAUCAAAGGAUGAAAAAUCUUCUGAAUCUGGUUCUGCUUUGUGCCCUGAGAAAUUUGUACCGACAAACCAAAAUUUAGCCACAAUCCUCAAACAGGAGACUGAAGGAGACAAUUCUUCUCCUGUUGAUGUCAUUGAGAAGGCCAUUACUGAAGAGAAGCAUGUGGUGGAAGAACCACCAAAGGAUGACAAAGAGAAUGAAGCCAAAGAUGUCGUUACUAAACUAGCUGCAGAAGAUGAGAACAUCAAGAAAGAUACAGAAACAGCUGUUGCAGAGGCCAAGAGCGAAGAGACUUUGAAAGAAGCUGAUAGAGAAUCAAGAGAGAAAGAAACUGCAGAAAACAAACCAGAAGAAUCCAUUACAGAGAAAGCAACAGAGGUUGUAGAAACAGCACCGGUGGUUAAAGAGAGCGAGGAGCCGAAACAAGAACCAGAAAUCACAGCCAAAGAAGUUUCUGUUAAGCAAAAGCAAUCAAGCAGCAUUAUGUCAAAGGUAAAGCAAUCUCUUGUUAAGGCAAAGAAAGCAAUCAUUGGAAAAUCUCCAAGCUCUAAGAACAUUUCAACUGAAGAAGCCAAAGGAGAAAUCAAAGUCAAGUGA